Messenger RNA from Andrographis paniculata, 1763 nucleotides. RefSeq names its product SURP and G-patch domain-containing protein 1-like protein. The transcript is spliced from 9 exons. Gene Ontology annotation, cellular component: nucleoplasm. Gene Ontology annotation, molecular function: RNA binding. NCBI's taxonomy places the organism in Eukaryota, Viridiplantae, Streptophyta, Magnoliopsida, Lamiales, Acanthaceae. Bases 222 to 1499 code for a protein of 425 amino acids. The record is from RefSeq and is a predicted model, not a curated record. Gene Ontology annotation, biological process: RNA processing.
UGUUCCACGCCACUCGUAGCGCUUUUCCCAUCGGUACGAAUCGUUGAUUGUUCUCUGCACAAGGAGGGAUUGGGGACAUGAAUUUGUAUUGUCAUCGAUAAGGAGUUAGGGUUUCAUUUAUAUACACUCUCUUGAUCCUGUUCGCCAACGAUCAGCUUUUGAGCUUUGCCUGUGAAGCAGUGGGUACUUGUGAGCUGUGAGUCAUAUUUGGCGUUUAAGCAAUGGAUAAAGCAAAGGAUCAUGGAUUAUUUGCUAAUGAUGGUUCAUUCAUGGAGAGAUUUAAACAGCUUCAACAAGAGAAGCAGAAGGAGGAGGAGAAAAAGAAUAAGAGUGAAGUAUUGGGUAAAUCAAAUUCAGGCUCUAGUACAGUUGUAACUUCGUUUCCAAAGACUGUCAUUAGCAAAACAACCAUUGACUUUAAGGCUAAUAACUUGCGAAAACCAAAUCAAGUUGCUUCAAGUGGAAAGCUUGCAUUCAGCCUUAAACAAAAGUCUAAACUGUUGACAACUGUUAAGUUUGGGGAGGACGAAGAUGAAGAUGAUAAGGAUGCUGAAAAUUCCUCUGGGGAUGGGCCAACCAAGCGGCCAAGGUUGGGCCAACCUGACUCUUCUGAUCAGUUUAAAAGACAAGUUGAUGUUGCACUGCCUUCUCCGAGUGAUCCUACAGUGAAGAAAGUUGCAGACAAGUUAGCCAGUUUUGUGGCCAAGAAUGGAAGGCAGUUUGAGCAUGUAACUAGGCAGAAGAACCCAGGAGACACUCCCUUCAAGUUUUUAUUUGACGAAAGCUGUCCUGACUACAAAUAUUAUGAAUAUCGACUUAGUGAGGAGGAAAAGGCUUUGUCCCAAUCUAGAGAUUCUCAAACAUCACAGAGUGGCACUGGUCCAACUCCCAACUCAACAACUGGCUCAAAGAGAUCACAUUAUCAACAUUCGAAAUAUCAGAUCCCAGCCUCAGCUUUAUAUGAAACCGAUAACACAGGAGGUGAAUCUAGUGCUCCAUCUGGGUCAGAUCCUAUAGCAAUGAUGGAAUACUACAUGAAAAGGGCUGCGCAGGAAGAGAAGUUGAGGCCUCCUAAAUCCUCAAAGGAUGAGAUGCCCCCACCUCCAUCCCUGCAAGCUCCAAAGAAAGGGCACCACAUGGGCGAUUAUAUUCCUCCUGAAGAGCUAGAGAAGUUUCUGGCCAACUGUAAUGAUGCUGCAGCACAGAAAGUUGCAAAAGAGCAUGCUGAAAGAGCGAAAAUUCAGGCUGAUAAUGUUGGUCACCGACUCUUGUCAAAAAUGGGCUGGAAGGAAGGUGAGGGCCUGGGUAGCUCCAAAAGUGGGAUUGCUGCUCCAAUUAUGGCUGGUGAUGUGAAGAAGGAUAACUUGGGUGUUGGUGCUCAUGCUCCGGGAGAGGUUACUUCCGAGGAUGACAUAUAUGAGCAGUACAAGAAGCGGAUGAUGCUUGGUUACCGUUACAGGCCAAAUCCUCUGAACAACCCACGGAAGGCGUAUUAUUAGUGUGUUGAAGCUGCAGUAACAACUGCCCCAUUCUUCUUCAACUUGUUUGCUUUUCUUUGUGUUCACUGCAUCUUGUGGAACCAUAUGCUAUGCGUCCAUCCUGUUCAGCUUUGUAUCAGACAACUACCGGUAAUUUAUGCUUUUCCUGCUGGGGCAUUGACUAAGAAUUCAUUCUUGUUCUGCAUAUUUUGAUAACAUUGCUUUUAAUUUUUUAUGGCAUUAUACUAUUGACACUCUACUCGAAUGAAUGAAAAUACUUUUCAA